Molecule: messenger RNA, 1959 nt
Organism: Rotaria sordida
Lineage: Eukaryota; Metazoa; Rotifera; Eurotatoria; Philodinida; Philodinidae
Source: the annotation of a GenBank genome assembly
AUGGUAUCAAUAGUGCAACGUGCCAUAGUCAAUAGUGAAUUUAGCGAAACAGAAACAAUUAUUAAACGUGAAACUAAUGAUGAUUCCCUUGAUGUUAAUGAUGGCAUGGGAGGAGGUGCAACAGUUAUGGAUUUAGGUGUUAGUUCAACAAAUAAUAAUAAUAAUAAUAAUACUUUUGGAAGUAAUAAUGAAAUCUUAGAUUGUGUUGUUUGUGGUGAUCGAGCUACAGGUAAACAUUAUGGAGCAAUAUCAUGUGAUGGUUGUAAGGGAUUUUUUCGACGAACUGUACGAAAAAACCCUGUAUACGAAUGUCGACAUCAAAAUAAUUGUACAAUCGAUAAAGAUAAACGUAAUCAAUGUCGUCAUUGUCGAUGGAAAAAAUGUAUUAGAAUGGGCAUGAGAAGAGAUGCUGUACAAAAAGAAAGAGAUCGCCUUGGACGACAACGCAGUAAUAAUUGUAAUACUCGAGUGGUAACAAUAAAAUCAAUUGGACAUUUAAGUGAUAAUCUUGAUGACGAUGAAGAUGAUCUAAGUAUAAUGGCACUUUUAAGAGCCGAACAAACAGCUAAAGAAUAUAUUGGUCGACAAAUUCAACUUGAUCGACAUCCGUCCAAUACAGAACGUGUUCAAGCUACAUUAGAAACUAUAGGUAUAUCAAUGAAUUAUCAACUUCGUAGUUUAAUUGAAUGGGCAAAAGAUUUGAAAAGUUUUAUUGAACUAUCCGAUACAGAUAAAAUUGCUCUUUUACGUGGUCAUACAGGAGAAAAUCUUGUUUUGGGUCUUGCUUGCCGUUCAUUAAAUUGUGAUGAUUAUUUACUUUUGGGUAAUCAUUAUGUUAUACCACGAAAUACAUCUGAUCCUGGUUUAACUCGUGCAGCUGGUAGAAUUCUUGAUGAAAUUGUUAAACCAUUAAAAGAAAUUCAAUUAGAUGAAAAAGAAUAUGCUUGUUUAAAAGCUAUUGUUUUUUUUGAUAAUGAUAAUAAAUCACUAUCAGAUCCAAUGCGCGUAAAAGAAUUACGUAAACGUAUACAAGUUAAUCUUGAAACUUAUAUAAAUCAACAAAAACCAUUAAUGCGUGGACGUUUUGGAGAAUUAUUAUUAUUAAUGCCUCCAUUACAAAAUAUAGCUCGUCUUAUGGUUGAUCUAGUUGCACGUUAUAAUCAAGAUACAAAACAAGUUGAUGAUCUUAUUAAUGAAAUGCUUUUAAAUAGGUAUCGUGAUGAUUGUCAAGAGUCAAUUAUAUCCACUACGACUAAUACAAUACAUAUGAUAACUACUAACACAUCAUCACCAAAUCGUUCAAUUUCAAAAGAAAACGAUCUAGAUUCUAAUGGAUCCUCUCUUGAUACUGACCAAGAAGAUAAUGUAUCCCAGUCUCAAGAUAGUCAUCAUUAUCCUGAUCCAUCAUUAGCUACACUUGUUCCAAAUUCUGUUUUGGUUACAUCACAAACAAUAAAUAAUGAUAUUCAUAAUGUUUCAUUUAGUGGACAUGAUGAUUAUCUAUCAAGUGAUCUAUCCCAUAUUCAUUUACUUCAUACAAAUUCUAUAACUGAUCCAAAUUUAAAUCAUCAUAAUGCAACAUUAUUUAAUAAUACUGUUAAUAAUGAUCUUCAUGAUCAACAUCAUGGACAAGUUUUACAAUAUUUUACUGAUACAUCAAAUGAUCGAUUACUAUUUUUAAGACGUUCAAAAGCAAUAAAAACACCAUCAACAUCAUCAUCAUUAUCAUCAUCAUCAAAUAUUCCUACUAAUGAUCCGAAUGGUGAUAUUAAUUUUUUAUAUGAUCUCAUCACACCACCAGCAGUAAAUCGACAAACAAUAUCAUCACAAUUAAAUUAUACGAAUAAUUAUUUUGAAACCGAUUGGAAUGGACGAAUAUUAUUACCGACUACAACAACAACAUCGAAUAUAAUUGAUCAUGUUAAACAAGAUCACGGACAACAGAAAAUAAUACGAUGA